UACCUUUAUUUCUGAAAGUGAAUGACUAGCUCUUUAGAACUAGCCUGAAUAGGUGAAGACAUUUUUUUGCAAGUGCAUUUAUUUAUUUAUUUAUUUUAAACAUUGUUCUUCCCUAAUUCUUGUUUAUUUACACAAAAUAAAUUGCAAUAUAUUGCAUGUCAGUGUGAAUAUUUUUAGUGCUUAGUCACUAAAAGGUUUACUCUCAUGCCAUGUCAUGUCAAAGCCAUAGUGUCUGCAUCAACUCAUGUCAUAUAUUUUUUUUCUCACAGUGGGUACAGCAAUGUGUCAGGAGGUGGAGCUCUAAGAUUAGUUUGACUUGGCUUAUUUUCUAAUGUGGAAUCACACUGUCACUCUGUCAGAGCAUCAACCAACAUGUGCCUUCCUGUCUUUCUCAUUUUGGUUCUUCAUACAGGUAACAUCCUGACAAACAUGAUAACAUCGCAUGACUUACAAAAACCAGUUUUAGAAGGUAAAAAUGUAACACUCACAUGUAACUACAGUGGAGUACCUGAUAAUCUCCACUGGUACCGUCAAUAUCCCAGAUCUACACCAAAGUUCCUCCUCUACAUCUAUGAAAGUGGGCUGAUGAGUGACAACAUACCACAGCGCUUAACACCAAGAAUUAAUAAAAACACAAAACGAGUGGAUCUGGAGAUCUCUUCUGCUGCAGUGACAGACUCUGCUGUGUACUACUGCGCCCUGAGGCCCACAGUCACAGGAAACAAAGCCACGCUGUACGAAAACAUGAAGCAGAGACAAAUUGCAGUCAUGAUGUUCCUGUGCAUUCUGAUUCUGCUGUCAAUAAUACAGGAUGAAUGCUUUGCACAGACAAUAAAACCACUGCAGGACAGAACACAAGUUACUGAGGGGAAGCCAGUCAAUCUGUCAUGCAAAUAUGACGUCAGUGCACAGAGUUUACUUUGGUAUCGACAAUAUCCUGGAUCAGGACUGGAAUUUCUGCUCCUUGUCGUUGAGUCAUCCAAGAAGACUGUAGUACACGCAGAUCCCCCUAUUCCUAGACUGGAUGGUGAAAUGAGUAUGAAAGACAAGCGAGUGGAUCUGAUGAUCUCCUCUGCUGAAGUGACAGACUCUGCUCUGUACUACUGUGCCCUGGUGCCCACAGUGAGAGAAAACACAACACCGCUGUACAAAAACCUCCAACCAUGCUCCAUGUGCAAUACACAAAUGGUGUUGAAAUUAAAUCACUAUGUCAAAUAAUUUCUAUGUUUUUCUGAAUAAACUCCAUAGCCCUGGUUUAUACUAGCUAACCACUUUUACCUCUAUAUUACUGUUUUAGUACAGAAAUGCACAGCUGUAAUCAUAAAACCAUUAGUUAGCUCCAAAAAGUUCAGUUGAAUCAGUUUAAUGCUGUUAAACUGAAUGUACAAAGCAAACUCUUUGCUGAAAUAUUCACAACAAUCAAUUGCAUGUGAAAGCAGCUAACACCUUAUGAUUAAAAGAUAAGAUGAACAAAACAUUAAAUAAACUUCAUAAACUUGCUUAAAAUAAACCCAUGAAAUCCACAAGAUGGCACCUGUUGUAGUUUUGAGUGUUAACGUACACUAAGUUGUAUGCACCUUAAUGUGAUGUGAUAUGUGAUACUAACUAGAGCUAGGUGAUUUUCUUGUUCCUUAAAAGGCAAGAGUUCAAACAUUCACAAUUAUCCUCUCUGGAUUUGAUUCUAAUUGAUGACUAUUUUAGUGAGAUGUGUUUCUCCAGGCCAAUGUAUGGAUAUAGAAACUUGUGAUGUGAUGGCUAAAAUAAUCCACAAGAGGGGAGUCUUCAACCAAAAAUGAAUAGAAACAACCAUUUCUUUCAGGGCACAAGGGAGGAGAUCCAAGGCAAUUAUUUCAGGCAUCCAGAGGUUUCAGACAUAGUUAAACAUAGUUGCUCAUUCGCUCCUUGUCAGUAAUGCUAUUUCUGUUUUGUCUGUGGCUUAUCUCCCUCUUAACAGGUAAGAUACAUGCAAUUAAUCAAAUAAGCAUUACUAAGAACACAUAACAAUACAAAGUAGCCUACUUUACUUUUGUAGUUCUGUUCAUCUCCAUUCAUUAUUCCCAUCUAUCUUUCUCUGUUUCUCCUAGGUGAUGGGUCUAGUGAGGGAAUAGCACCAGUCUCUCGUAAUGAAUUUGUCUCAGAAGGGAACGCAAUCACCCUGUCCUGCAAUUACAAUGGAUCAGCUGCUACAGAUGCUCUCCAUUGGUAUCGUCAGUACC
Messenger RNA from Onychostoma macrolepis, 2216 nucleotides. RefSeq lists its product as uncharacterized. Bases 373 to 1218 code for a protein of 281 amino acids. The record is from RefSeq and is a predicted model, not a curated record. Lineage: Eukaryota; Metazoa; Chordata; Actinopteri; Cypriniformes; Cyprinidae. The transcript is spliced from 4 exons.